Messenger RNA from Babesia bigemina, 1311 nucleotides. RefSeq names its product Ribosome maturation protein SBDS. Lineage: Eukaryota; Apicomplexa; Aconoidasida; Piroplasmida; Babesiidae. The record is from RefSeq and is a predicted model, not a curated record. The transcript has 2 exons. Bases 1 to 1311 code for a protein of 436 amino acids. Gene Ontology annotation, biological process: ribosome biogenesis; cytosolic ribosome assembly.
AUGUGUGGUCUGUUUCAGCCGAUAGGGCAGGUUCGGCUGACGAAUGUCGCCACUGUGCGCCUCAAGGUGGGAGGUUGCCGCUUUGAGAUUGCCUGCUACAAAAACAAGGUCCUCAACUGGCGCUCAGGCGUGGAAACCGACAUCCAGGAGGUCCUGCAAAGCCCGUACAUCUUCACCAGCAUUUCCAAAGGGAAACUGGCGAAAAACGACCAGCUUAUCAAGGCAUUCGGCACCAAGGAAGUGGAUGUGAUCUGCAAACAGAUCCUCGACAAGGGCGAGAUUCAGGUCAGCAAGGAGGAGCGGAACCAGCAGCUGCAGGCCACGUUCAAGGAUGUCGUCACCAUUCUCAGCGAGGUGGCCAUCAACCCGAAGACUGGCCACCCACUCACGAGCACGCUGAUCGAGAACACGCUAAAGUCAAGCGCAUUCAGCGUGACCCUGCGGGAGCCCGCGAAGAAGCAGGCGCUGAAGGCACUCGCCCACCUGCAGCAGCUGUACCCUAACGAAAUAGCUCGAUCGCAAAUGCGUCUCAAAAUCACCUGCACGGCGGGACAGAGGCGUGAAGUGCUGGGUUUUCUGAAGGCGAACAAUGCGUACAUCGAGAACGACGGGGCAUCUGGCGGCCAACGCAACAGCUACCCCCGGUCGCGGUCCAGCUCUGUAGCGAGUGACCAGUCUGAGGACACGACACAUGUCGCAUCUCAGAGCUCAGCUGAAGAUGUUCAUGAAAAGGCAAAGUCAAACGGUGAAGGUCGCUCUGGUGCCCGUAAUAAGGAGGGAAGCAGCAGCGUGGAAACCCGAGCGCACGGCGCCGUGGUGAACAUCAGGUUUCUCUGCUGCACGAAAAUAUAUCGCGAAAUCGACAGCUUCGUGACGCAUACGCUGCAGCCCCCCGGCUCGUUGCAGCUGGUCGCGUUAAAUGUGAAGGAUGCCGGGAACGUAGGCCUGUCAUCCUUGCAAAAUUUUUCGACGCAGACAUCUUCCGCAACCAUCAAACGCAGCGAUUCGACCCACGUCAAUGCCGUUAAAACUACGCAAGAAGGCGUCGCCGAGGCGUUGAAAAACCUCAGCAUCGAUUCCAAGGAAGACAAGUCAACAGCGUCCACACGUGACAACGCAGCGAGCAAGAAGCCCGCGUUUAAGUGCACAAACUGCAAGAUGCAUUUCGACAGCACGGCGGAAUACCGGGCACACUGCAAAUCUGAGCUGCAUGUAUUCAACAACAAGUUGACGCUUAAGGGCCUACCGCCAGUGUCGCCGCAGGAGUUCGAAGAGCUUGAGCUCUGUCGCAAGAAUACGUCGCUCACCUAG